AUGUCCAAAGAAACCAAUGUUCCCCUUUCCACAACCAACUCGGUUGUCGAGGGUGAUGUCGAGGCUAUCUUGCCUCCGCUGCCUGCCAAUAGCUUACAUCGAGGACUGAAGGCACGACACAUCUCUAUGAUCGCUCUUGGGGGAUCAAUCGGCACAGGUCUCAUUAUCGGAACGGGUGCUGCACUGGCACGGGCAGGACCCGCGUCCCUCUUCAUCGCUUAUUCCCUAGUCGGACUCAAUGUCUAUGUGACGAUGACCGCGGUUGGCGAGAUGGCAACGUACCUACCCACUGGUGUUGGCUUUUCUGGCUACGCUGCCCGCUUCGUUGAUCCAGCUCUCGGCUUUGCUCUAGGUUGGAACUACCUUUUCAAGUACCUCCUUGCAAGCCCUAAUCAGCUUACUGCCGCUGCUGUCGUUCUUCAAGAGUGGGUGCCUCGUGACAAGGUGAAUCCAGGAGUGUGGAUAGCCAUUUUCCUCAUUAUCAUGUUUGCCGUCAAUUAUAUCGGAAUAGGUGUUUUCGGAGAAAUCGAGUUCUGGUUCAGCAGCGUCAAGGUUGUCACAUUCAUUGGCCUCAUCAUCCUAGGCUUGGUCCUCGCGCUGGGUGGCGGACCCAACCAUGACCGGACUGGCUUCAGAUAUUGGAAGAAUCCUGGAGCUUUCGCCGAAUUUCCCGGUAUCGACGGAGACACGGGAAGGUUUGUCGCAUUUGUUUCGAUACUUGUCAACGCCGCAUUCGCUUACAUGGGCACGGAGUUGGUCGGCGUCACGGCAGGAGAGGCACAGAAUCCCAGCCACACCAUUCCACGUGCCAUCAAGCUCACCUUCUGGAGAAUCAUCUUUUUCUACUGCCUUUCCGUUUUCUUCCUUGGAAUGAUUGUGCCAUACAAUUCGACCGAGCUGGCCUUCGCCAACAAGGCAUCCACUGGUGCAAGUGCUUCUCCAUUUGUCGUGGCCAUCAAGGUGAGCGGCAUAAAGGUGUUGCCAGCCAUCAUUAACGCCGCCAUACUCUUGUUUGUCCUGUCGACCGCCAACUCCGAUCUCUAUAUCGCGUCCCGAACACUUUAUGGCCUGGCCAGGACGGGACAGGCGCCCAAGUUCUGCGGUUACACCAACGAGCGAGGAGUUCCAGUCUGGAAUCUCAUCAUUGGCAGUCUGAUCUCUUGCCUGGCCUUCCUCAACGUCUCUGGCAAUAGCCAACAGAUCUUCCUCUACUUUGUCAAUGUCGUGAGCAUCUUUGGAAUGCUGUCCUGGUUCGCGCUCUUGCUCACACACAUCCGUUUCAUCUAUGCUCGACGAGUCCACGGUAUCACCAACGACAAGCUUGCAUAUACCGCCCCCUUUGGGCUGACCGGAUCCUACAUCGCCUUGGCCUUUACCUCCUUAAUGUGCAUCUUCAAGAACUUUACCGUCUUUAUCCCUUCCAAAAGCUAUGGGAAUUUUGACUACAAGAACUUCAUUACCGGCUACAUUGGGUUCCCCGUCUGCAUCAUAAUGUACCUUGCUUGGAAAUGGAUCCACAAAACCAAGAUCUUGAAGCCUCACGAGGUUGAUCUGCAAACCGAUCGACGCAGGAUAUUGGAAGAAGAGGAGAUUUAUCUGGCGAUGAAGCGGGAAGCCGAGGAUGCCAAAGGCGGAAAGGCCAGACUUCCUGGACGCAUCUAUCGCCGCUUCUUUUCUUGGUUGAUAUAA
Messenger RNA from Capronia coronata CBS 617.96, 1689 nucleotides. RefSeq lists its product as uncharacterized. Gene Ontology annotation, biological process: amino acid transmembrane transport. NCBI's taxonomy places the organism in Eukaryota, Fungi, Ascomycota, Eurotiomycetes, Chaetothyriales, Herpotrichiellaceae. Gene Ontology annotation, molecular function: amino acid transmembrane transporter activity. The record is from RefSeq and is a predicted model, not a curated record. Gene Ontology annotation, cellular component: membrane. The transcript is spliced from 3 exons. Bases 1 to 1689 code for a protein of 562 amino acids.